AUGUCUACCAUAACUCAACUUGACAGUAAUCCUCACUGCAGCUCUUUCCCCAGAAAGAUCCCAAUCCCUUAUAAACCAUAUGAAACCAGGAGUCCUACUAGUCCACAGGCAACACCUGUGCCAGUGCUCACCAGAUUUGGCCACAAGUCCAGUCCUUUGACAUCAAUACCCCCAGGUUCACCACUCAACAAAACUGCAAAAGUCUUAUCCAGCCAAACAUCUAUGCCUGUAAAAGAGGAGCUACAGGAGAAUAAACCAGCUAAAGGUGUCCCUGCUAUCGCAGAUCCAUUCAAGUUGUAUCAUGAUAUCCUUCAAUCUUUCCAUUAUGAAUACCUUACCUCCAAUACAAGGAAGGUUUUGAAGUACAUAACUACAAUUACUCUGGAGAAAAGUCAGGAAUUCCAUGGUGUGAGAGCGCAAGAAUUCAUAUUAUUAGAGCAAGCGGCGGACCGGGUAUUGACAAGGCCCAGAUUAAAUUACAACUAUACCACGCGCAUCCUCAGCGUCGACAUGCCUAGCAUCCUCCAUGAAUCAGCCUUCGACUAUCUCAGCCAAUCCUUUACUCUGGCGAUCACCAAGCUUUCGUACGAUCCCUUCGUUAUCCGACCACUGGUGCAUAUGAAUUACCCGCUCGCGCUUAUUGAUCAAACUGUUCAGCCUGAUAUGACCAUCUCGAUCUCCGCCACGGAGAAGAUCAUAGAAAAGGUUUUGAUUCCUUUCGUAGGAGAGUGUGCGUUCUCCCAGGAGAGGGAUAGUAUCUUUAAGAAAGUGCAGGAUGAAAUCGCAGCACAUCCGGAGAUCAUCAUAGUGGUGAUAGUAUUAGUACGUGAAGCUAAACUGUACGCCUGCCCUGCAGACGAUUCCACCGCAUCAAAGAUCCUUUGUAACGGCGCGGAUGACCCCUCACCCCUUCCCAUCGGACUCUUCACUAAACAACAUUCUACACCAAGGGUUUUCAACGAGCCCGUCAUUAUCCCAAUCAUACGUGGUGUCAUCUCGAGUCGGUGGAGUAUUUUGUAUGGAUCAAGGGAGAUGAUGGGGCUCUAA
This is a messenger RNA of Suillus paluster, 1047 nucleotides long. RefSeq lists its product as uncharacterized. The record is from RefSeq and is a predicted model, not a curated record. The coding region runs from base 1 to 1047 and encodes 348 amino acids. Lineage: Eukaryota; Fungi; Basidiomycota; Agaricomycetes; Boletales; Suillaceae. The transcript is spliced from 4 exons.